This is a messenger RNA of Priapulus caudatus, 1008 nucleotides long. RefSeq names its product endothelial zinc finger protein induced by tumor necrosis factor alpha-like. The transcript is spliced from 4 exons. NCBI's taxonomy places the organism in Eukaryota, Metazoa, Priapulida, Priapulimorpha, Priapulimorphida, Priapulidae. The record is from RefSeq and is a predicted model, not a curated record. The coding region runs from base 99 to 920 and encodes 273 amino acids. Gene Ontology annotation, cellular component: nucleus. Gene Ontology annotation, molecular function: RNA polymerase II cis-regulatory region sequence-specific DNA binding; DNA-binding transcription factor activity, RNA polymerase II-specific. Gene Ontology annotation, biological process: regulation of DNA-templated transcription.
CUCCUCCUCCUGCUCCUCCUCGCUCAGACGUGCAGACCGAAGCGGGGGAGAAACCGUACGCGUGUGACGUGUGUGAGUACAGGACGUGCUCCCGCUACAUGCUGAAGACUCACAUGCGAACGCACACGCGGGAGAAUCCGUACGCGUGCGAUACGUGCGGGUAUCGGUGCUCUCGGCUCAGUGGCUUAGAGGCGCACGCACGCACGCACACGGGAGAGAAACCGUACGCGUGCGAUGUAUGCGAGUACAGGACGUGCUCCCGCGACAGCCUGAAGAGGCACGCGCGCACGCACACGGGAGAGAAACCGUACGCGUGUGACGCGUGCGAGUACAGGACUUGCUCCCGCUGCAGCCUGAAGACUCACAUGCGAACGCACACGGGAGAGAAACCGUACGCGUGCGAUGUUUGUGAGUACAAGAGUUCGCACCUGGCGAAUCUCCAGACCCACACGCGCACGCACACGGGAGAGAAACCUUACGCGUGCGACAUAUGCGGCUCCGCCUACACCACCUUUAGCAGCCUCAAGAUGCACUUUUUCACGCACACGGGCCAGAAACCGUACGCGUGUGACGCGUGCGAGUACAGAACGUGCUCCCGCUGCAGCCUGAAGACUCACAUGCGAACGCACACGGGAGAGAAACCUUACGCGUGCGAUGUUUGUGAGUACAGGAGUUCGAGGCUGGCGAAUCUCCAGACCCACGCGCGCACGCACACGGGAGUGAAACCUUACGCGUGCGACAUAUGCGGCUCCGCCCACGCCACCUCCAGCGACCUCAAGAAGCACUUUCUCACGCACACGGGUCAGAAACCAGAAACCGUACGCGUGCGAUGUAUGCGAGUACAGGAGUUCUCAGCUGGCGAAUCUCCAGAUGCACACGCGCACGCACACGGGAGAGAAACCGUACGCGUGCCGAUGUAGUGCGAGCUACAGGAGUUCUUCAGCUGACGGAUCUCCAGAUUCAUGCACGCACUCACACGGAGAGAAACGUACGCGUGCGACAUAUGGC